Molecule: messenger RNA, 898 nt
Organism: Bursaphelenchus okinawaensis
Lineage: Eukaryota; Metazoa; Nematoda; Chromadorea; Rhabditida; Aphelenchoididae
Source: the annotation of a GenBank genome assembly
AUGAACGUUGUUGUCUUCUGUUUAGUCGUAGCAUAUUGCUAUGCCUUAAGGGAUACCUUUGAACUUACCUACGAUAGCAAUGAACCGAUUGAAAUAAUAACUACUACUCGUGGUCGCACCUACACUGUAAGUUAAAACUUUUUUAUUUUAAAAAUAUUUGACUAAACCAACUUUGAUUUUACAGCACACCAAUGAAACAAGUUCAAUUGAACUCGCUGACAUAGUUUGUAAAGGUUAUGGGCAAAGAUCCGCUUCUUUUGAAGAUGAAGAUGCCGAUAUGACAGUUUACAGUAAGCUUACACUUGUUUUUUUCAUUAAGCCUCCCCUACCGUAUCCUAACCUCUACCUACCGUGUUCUAUCGCACCCGACUUUUCCAUACAUUACCCUGCUCUAGUUUUCGCUAUUGUAACCUACCAACCUUAGAGCACUUGUACAUGCAGAGCCGGGCGGAGACUUUUGGUCUGGGGACGGAGGUCGAAAAAAUCGGCAUAGAUAGCCGCUUUUCGAUCCCCGCCCCCAGACCAAAACUCCCCGCCCGGCCCUGUGUAUGCGUACAAAAAACAUACCAUACCCUGAAAAUUUACCGUACCCUUAAAUUCUGCCCUACACUGAAAAUCCGCCAUUUUACUUUCAGACUACAUGACAGACUUAUUCCCGGGUAAGAUCUUUGGCAUAGGAUUAUCCGUUGUACCGGGAAACAAGUUUAAAUGGGAUGAUAACACUAAGUUCAAAUAUAACCGAGCUGAAAACGUCCCAGGAACUGAUAAAAAGAUUUUUUAUGGCAUGACGAUGAAAAAUACCGAUAAUCCUGGAAGUUGGACCGGUUUUUUUGGGGAUGCUGAAGUUGCCGGUCAUAUCUGUCAAAAGGUGGACAAGUCACCGAGCGACAUAUUAUAA